Molecule: messenger RNA, 874 nt
Organism: Sciurus carolinensis (gray squirrel)
Lineage: Eukaryota; Metazoa; Chordata; Mammalia; Rodentia; Sciuridae
Gene: Upk2
Product: uroplakin 2
Exons: 5
Coding region: 49-603 (184 amino acids)
Biological process (GO): epithelial cell differentiation
Cellular component (GO): apical plasma membrane
Source: RefSeq, a predicted model, not a curated record
AGCCUCAGCCUGCCAGCAUCUAUUCCAGGUUCCAGGUUUCAGUCCAGCAUGACAUCCCAGAGGCCUGUCCAGACCUUGCCCUUGAUCCUGAUUCUGCUGGCUAUCCUGGCCCCAGGGACUGCAGACUUCAACAUCUCAAGUCUCACUGGUCUGCUGUCCCCAGCGCUAACGGAGAGCCUGCUAGUUGCUUUGCCCCCCUGUCACCUCACAGGAGGCAAUGCCACACUGACUGUCCGCAGAGCCAAUGACAGCAAAGUGGUGAAUUCCAGCUUUUUAGUGCCUCCGUGCCGCGGGCGUAGGGAGCUGGUGAGUGUGGUGGACAGUGGGAAUGGCUUCACAGUCACACGGCUCCGUGCAUACCAGGUGACAAACCUCCUCCCAGGAACCAAAUACUACAUUUCCUACCAAGUACAGAAAAAGACGUCCACCGAGUCCAGUAGAGAGAUCCCAAUGUCUACGCUUCCUCGAAGGAAUAUGGAGUCCAUUGGGCUGGGAAUGGCCCGAACAGGGGGCAUGGUGGUCAUCACAGUGCUGCUGUCUGUCGCCAUGUUCCUGCUGGUGGUGGGUUUCAUCAUUGCCCUGGCUCUGGGUGCUCGAAAGUAAGGAGGGCUGACUGUGCGGGGCUCCUCCAGGAAGUCCAGUCACCCCAUCUGCCUCCUCCUGAGUCUCAGCCACCAACCUCUGGCUCCUUCACUGCCUUCAUCUCCCUUUUCCUGCCCUCCACCCUGUCCCCAGAGCCCUUUCCUCCCUCAUUCUCCCUCCCUGCCCCCAGGGUCCCACCACCCAACACUCCCUACCAUUCCCCUCGCUCAAUCCUGUGGGAGUCGACAUUCCUCCCAUUUCACCCCUCUGACCCCCGUCACAGUCCACCCCU